Messenger RNA from Lottia gigantea (owl limpet), 3841 nucleotides. RefSeq lists its product as hypothetical. The record is from RefSeq and is a predicted model, not a curated record. The annotation marks the transcript as partial. NCBI's taxonomy places the organism in Eukaryota, Metazoa, Mollusca, Gastropoda, Lottiidae. The transcript has 25 exons. Gene Ontology annotation, biological process: protein localization to phagophore assembly site; endoplasmic reticulum to Golgi vesicle-mediated transport. Gene Ontology annotation, cellular component: TRAPPIII protein complex; phagophore assembly site; cytoplasmic vesicle.
AUGGCCAAGUGUAAACAAACAGCCGAAGAGUUCAUCCAGAACACCUUCAGUCCGCACGUUGCUGUGUUGUGUAGCGCUGAAGCUGAGCUUAUCUGUCAAAAAAAUAAUUUGACUUUUGUGCAGCUGAUUCAACCAUUCUGCAGGCUGCCAACAGAAGUACAUACUAGAGAUCCAAAUAAUCUUCCUCAUGUGAUCCGAAAUUUACGUCUAAAUGUAUGUGAUAUGACCAAUCCUGGUUACCCUACUCAACCAGCAGCUAUUAGAAAAUUAUUGAAUGAUUCUGUUGCUAAUACACAGUUACCAUCUCGAGAUGGUGGCAAGUCUAAUGUAUUGUCAGUAGGCAACUAUGAUCUACAAUUGAAUUCUUCAACACCAUGGUUUGAGUCUUAUCGUGACAUGUAUUUGAAAAUCAUGCCAGCAUCAGAUCAUGAAUAUCUGAAUAAUUGUUUAGCAUGUGUAUUUAUAGUAUCAUCUAGUAAUAAUGAUCCAAUAGCUACAUUUCAAGGUUUAGGUAACCAACAAUUACAACAACAACAACAAUUCCCUAAUAAAUCACCACGCUGGUUCUGUCAGGGAAUAUUACAUUAUUUUGUAUUAUUACAUGAUGUUAGUGAAGGGGAGCAAGCAAGAGCUGAAUCAAUUUACCAAAUUAUGAAAUCUACAUUCCCACCACACUGCUGUCAUUUACUACAGAUCAAUUCUCGAUCCUUACAGACAAUAGAUACAUUACAAUCAGAAACUACUUUACCUGAUCCUUGGAGUCAGUUUAUACCUAAACCCCCUGAACCAAUUUGGAUGUCAUUUGUUAAUUGUCAUUUUCUUUCAGGUCGCUCUUUAUCAGGAUCAAUACCAUCUCUAUCUGGUUCAGUUUCCUCAUUACCUGGUUCUAUACCCAAUCUAGCUAAUCCUUUGAUGGAUCAUCCUCUAGCUUUCUCUCACACAGAAGUUCAAAAUACUAUUGGUGAAUCUUCACCAGUAGAUGGCGAUCCAACUGCUGCUGCCAAUGGUUACCAAGAUGGCCGAAGUUCUUCCUCUGUCAAUACUGAUAAAAAUAAACAUAAAGGACAUGGAAUUUGUCUGACAAGUAGUGACAUGGAUAGGCUACGCAUCUUUAUGCAUGAGUUUGUUGUAAAAGCAUUAAUACCUUGGGCUGAGAGACAGAUGAAAAUAUUCAGUGAACAGUUAGCAUCACGUAAAGGCAUACAUAGAUCUAUAUUUAGUGCUACUAAGAAAUGGUUUGGUGGUAAUAAACCCUCUGGUUAUGUACAAGCUAAUCAAAAUACUACUGUGGUAUAUACCUCAGAUGCUCCCGAACUUCAACUACGAAGAAUGGCUGAUCUGGCAUUUUUAUUUCAAAUGUAUGAAUUUGCUUAUCAGACCUAUCAUACUGCUAAAAGAGACUUUAAUAAUGAUCAUGCUUGGUUACAUUUAGCUGGUGCUUUGGAAAUGGCCAGUUUAUCUAUAUUUAUGCAAGGUAUUCAAGCUCAAAGACCUUAUCCACAUCAUUAUAUGGAAUCAGCCAUAACAACUUAUAUAGCCUCUUGUAGAAAUCCACAGUUUGCUACUAGAGCAACUUUAACAAGUACAGAAGCAUUAAAAAGUAGAGGAAUGUUCCAUGAGGCAGCUACACAGUUUUUUAAGCUCAUAUGUGAGGAAUCUGAUCUAUCUAGUGCUCUAUUUUUGGAACAAUCUGCUCACUGUUUUAUAAAUAUGAAGUCACCUUUAGUUCGGAGGUAUUCAUUUCACAUGAUUCUAGCUGGUCAUAGAUUUAAUAAAGCAGUUCAGAGAAAACAUGCUUUACGAGCUUAUUCUCAAGCAUUACAGAUUUAUAAAGGCAAACAUUGGUCCAUUGCUGAGGAUCACAUCCACUUUACUAUUGGUAGACAAUCAUUCAAUUUAAAACAAUUAGAGAAUGCUACGGCUGCAUUUAAACAUCUUCUAAGUGAGGACAGCCGUCAAAUUCCAUCUCAACAAAACUCUUAUCUUAGAGAGUAUCUUUUUGUUUACAAGGUAACUGGUGAGAAUAGUUCCUAUGGAAGAUUACCAGAAUUACCUCUACCUAAUGUUAACGCUAAUCUAACUAAAGUUUUACUAGGAAAGAAGUCAUUAUCUUCAGACAAUGUACGUAAAACCAGUGCAUCUGGUAUAUGGUUUAGUGAUGAUGAUAAUAAUGGUGUAUGGAGAAAUCUAGAAGAGCAGUUAGUAAGAUCAGCUAACAAUGGUACCUUACCUAUAAAAUACCAACAAACUAUACAGUGUUUUACUAAUCAAACAGAAAAUAAAUAUAGUCCUACUGGUUUUGUUGGAGAACCUAUAACAGUAGAAGUAUAUGUAGAGAAUCCAUUACAAGUGACAUUAGUAUUAUCAGAAGUUAUGUUAUUAUGGAGUUUUUUACCCAGUAUAGUUGGAAGUGUUGAUAAACCUCAAUUAAUAUCCAAUGAAAUAUCUACAGGAAAUAAUUUAGCUGAUGAAAUUAUACAAACUUCAGUUAUAAAAGAAGUUAUAUUACAAGGCAGUGAAAGUAAACCAAUUCAUCUGACCCUGGUACCACGACAACCUGGUGAAUUACGUAUUGUAGGUUUAGCAUAUAAUUUAGGGACUACCCCACAGCCCUCUCAACAAUCGACAGAAUCUACAUCUAUUGAUGGCAGUAAAUCUAGUUUUAUAAAUAGUGUGUUUGUCCGCGGUAAACAAAGAUUAGAAGUCCAAGGACCAAGAUUAAACAACAAUAAAGAAGAAAAAAUUAAUAAAAUCUACGGUCCUGAUAGACGGUUAGACUUAGUUGUUCAAGAAGAAAUGCCCAUUUUAGAGGUGAAUUUCUGUGAUUUUCCAGAAACUUUAUUGUGUGGUGAAGUUCACUGUAUAGAACUAGAAUUUACUAACUCUGGUCGCAGUCCUUUACAAAAACUACAGUUAACAUCUAGUCAGCCGGAAUUCUGUACGUUUGGUGUGGGAUCUGACUUACCUAAAUACCCUUACGUUUAUCAACAGAGAGAUGUUAAAGGAGAAAGUUUACAGUGUGAUAAUGUUAAUUUAAAAGACUAUUUCCAUGUAUCUAAUGUUUUAGACAUUCCAUUAAGUGAUAAUAUAUUAAAACCAGGAGAGACAUUAUCAAUACCAAUGUGGGUACGUGGUAGUGAUAUUGGUGGUGUACAUGAAGUAGAUUUUUUAUUUUAUUAUGAACCAUUAGAUCAUCAGUCAAAAGUCAAGUACAGAAUAUUACGACAUCGUGCAAUAGUGAAUACUGUAGAAUCAUUAAGUGUUCGUGUAUCAGCUUAUAAAUCUACUAGUUGUCGUACGGCUAAUCAUGAUGACAAACAACUGAAUUCGUGUACUAUAACUUGUGAAUUAGAAAAUCUUAGUCAGGUACAAUACCAAAGACCACAUAUACAGGAAUUACAGAUAAUGCAAGUAUCAUGUGUUAGUCCAGUAUGGUUUGUUAGUAGUCUUAGUACAUCAGACCAAAAAGGUAUUAGAAUAGGCAGUAGAGAAAGCUUACAGUUAGUUUUAAAAGGAACCAAAUCUAAACAAACAAAAGGUGAUAAUUUUGUCGUUAGUGAAGUGCCGUUUGAUAUGGAACAGGUAAACAGUGUAUCAACACCAUGUUGUGAUUUUUAUUGUCGAUCUCAACUUUGUCAUAAUAAUCGUAUGAAACAAGAAAAUAGAUCAGAUAAAUUACUAGAUAAUUUAAAUGAAGCAUUACGUGUACAGAUGGUGUUAGUCUGUUUAUGGAAGGCAUUUGUAGCUCAAGAAAAUGGUCAAAUGAAGAUAUUGGUUGGUCAACAUCAUGUACAUGUAGAAACAGUCAACUCUAUUGUGACUUCUUAUCCUUUAGUUGUGG